CAACCUCAAUAUGAGUCCAUUGUUUGUCAGUCAUGUAGAGACAGUCCCCUUUUGGCCAGCCUCCUUGCAGCUUGUUGCAGAUCAUGGCCUCUUGCCAUAAUGAAGUCUAUUUGUUUGCAAUUUCAUUGUUUCGGGGAAUACAUAAACUUUUGAACCAUGUGAAUUAGCUGUGUGUGUGUCCAAGUUGAAUCAAGCCAUUAGUUAAUUAGAAUGUGUGUUUUUUUGCACUUUGCAGAACAACUGUACGAAGAAAUGAUUCGUUGUACAACGGACGACAAGCGUUAUUACUCAGUACAUUUCGUGAGGUUACAAAUUGAGUUUGUCAAGGUUCAACCGUCGAGCGUGAAAAACUUAAUCCGCCUUGUAAAGUACUGGCGCAAAACCUGCAUCGAAGACAAAAGCAGUGGUAAAACUAGACUGCCAUCUUCGUAUCCGCUGGAGCUCAUCACGAUAGCCUGUUGGGAGAAGGCUGGAAAACCAUCAUUUGACAUUCGGGCCGGUUUUAAAGCUGUUCUUCAACAGUUGGUCAAGAAUUGCCACAUACACGUCAUUUGGCAUAAAUACUACAGUGAGGCUGUCGCUGAGAGAGGAAUCAAGGGGAUGAAGAUAAGCCCACCAUUUGUUCUGGACCCUGCCAACCCAACCAACAACGUAUGCAGUGCUAGUGAUGCCGAGGGAUGGAAAACCGUGGCAGAUGUGGCUGAUAUGACACUUCAGAGGCAGCCACUGAAGGACAUCACCUUCAAUGGAAACUGGCAAAUAAUUUAGGUUCAAGACAUUCAUAGGUCAUAAAUAGGGGUGGACUGAUACCGAUACCAAAUACUCGAUAUCAUCGAUACUGGCGUUUCCUUAAAAAGUAUCAAUACCUUUGAGAAGUUUCGAUCGUUUCGAUCUCUUUCAAUACUGCACACGUGACUGCUCACUGAAAUAUUUCAGGCAGUUUCAGUGCCCUAAAUCAAUAGUUUUCUCGUUAGUGUUGUUGUACUGCACUCGAACUAGUCCUGCUGUUAAGAGCCAAAACUAACCUUCAUUGUUCAUUUUGUGAUAAAAGCAUGAAACUUCCCAGGAUGAUAACCUCUAUAAGGUAAACAUUUUCUGAUAUGGGAUUUCCAGACGGGUGGGGGUGGGGGUGAAGGUGGGGAUCCAAACCAUGAAACUUUCCUAGGGAGGAGUGCAGAUAUUUUCUGGAACAACACAAUAUGGUUCUCAUAUGCAUCUGAAAAUGUUCUGCUAAGUAAAUGGUUUCAGAGUCCCAAUAGCACACCUCAAGCCAAAAAUUCACAGAGGUAUUACACCACCUCCACACACCAUUCUGGCUUCAAACAUAGAUUAAGGUGGAUGAUGCUACAUUUUAACUGUCGCAACAUGCAAUGGGUUCUCAAAUCACUGUUUCAAUGUAAAACAUUCAUCACAGAAUCUGUAUGAAAACGACAUUUAAAUAAAACCCUGGACGCCUGGAAAAGGCAUCAAUAUUUUAUCCCAAGUAAUAGUGCGUGGAAAAAAGCGACAGUAAACAGAUGCUAUUAAACUUCAGAUGUAUUCAGGA
This is a messenger RNA of Orbicella faveolata, 1546 nucleotides long. Its product is annotated as 2'-5'-oligoadenylate synthase-like protein 2. The record is from RefSeq and is a predicted model, not a curated record. Lineage: Eukaryota; Metazoa; Cnidaria; Anthozoa; Scleractinia; Merulinidae.